Molecule: messenger RNA, 465 nt
Organism: Laetiporus sulphureus 93-53
Lineage: Eukaryota; Fungi; Basidiomycota; Agaricomycetes; Polyporales; Laetiporaceae
Exons: 5
Coding region: 1-465 (154 amino acids)
Biological process (GO): translational initiation
Cellular component (GO): eukaryotic translation initiation factor 3 complex; cytoplasm
Molecular function (GO): translation initiation factor activity
Source: RefSeq, a predicted model, not a curated record
AUGUCUCGACAACGUAGAGCUCUUUGGGAGGCCGAACUCGACGACGAUUGGCAAGACAUCGAUCUCAGUUCUGCAAUCGGCAACUAUGGGCAGAUGUAUGAUGACGAAUUUACGGUGACCUGGAAUGCAGCGCAAUCAAGGAUUGACGAGGGAACUCUGCUCGUCGUGCAGCAGCAGAUGGUACAGCAGGCAGAAUUCGCACAGGUUCCCAAUGUAGUGAAGCGCUUCAUCGUGCAUUUCUAUCAAGCCAUGCUGGAUAACAAUCUCGCGGAGAUCACUAAGUUCUACUCAAAGACAAAGCGGCCUGAGGCAGAGGUGAUUGCGCCGUUAGUGAACGACGACCAGAUCUUUCUCAUCCCAUACCGGGAGCUUUACUAUCGGCACCUCGAUUCGCGUCUGCAAUGCGACAUUGACGACUGCUUCCAUUCGUACUCGUACGGGAACAGCUGCGAGCUGUUCAACUAA